CCGAGGAAGAGGAAGGGGACGAGAACGAGAGCGACCGGGCGGAGGAGGAGGAGGAGGAGGAAGAGGAGGCCGACCAACAAGAUGGCCCCUGCUGCCGGAGCAGCCUCAGCAGCAGCAGGUGGGGGGCCGGAGGCGGCGCUGGUGGUGGCGGCGGCCGGGGCCCGGCGGCCUGGGACGGAGUCCGAGUCGACGGUGGCGGCGGCAGCGGCGGCGGCGGCGGUGGCUGCCGCGGCGGUGGCGACGGCCGCGGGGACUCGGAGCUGAGAGGAGCUGCUGCUCGGACCAGCGCGGUUAUAUUUCACACUAUGUGCUGACUGUAUCUACAGAAAAUAUUUAAAAAAAGAUAAACUUUUUUCAAAGAUUUUUGAUUCCAGUGGAAUCUUUGCUUUAGAUAUUUGUGUGUGUGCGUGUGUGUGUUAGUGAAUUGUAACUCCAGAAGCAAUGCCUGUACAAGCUCCACAGUGGACGGAUUUCCUUUCCUGCCCGAUUUGCACUCAGACUUUCGACGAAACAAUUCGAAAGCCCAUCAGUUUGGGUUGUGGCCAUACUGUCUGCAAGAUGUGCCUGAAUAAACUCCACCGCAAGGCUUGCCCUUUCGACCAGACCACUAUCAAUACAGACAUUGAGCUCCUCCCGGUGAACUCGGCAUUGCUGCAGCUAGUGGGUGCUCAGGUCCCUGAGCAGCCGCCCAUUACUCUGUGUAGUGGGGUGGAAGAUACAAAGCAUUAUGAGGAAGCCAAGAAGUGUGUGGAAGAAUUAGCAUUGUACCUGAAACCACUCAGCAGUGCUAGAGGAGUGGGUCUGAACAGCACGACUCAGAGUGUUCUGAGUCGCCCGAUGCAGAGGAAGCUGGUGACUCUGGUCCACUGCCAGCUCGUGGAAGAAGAGGGCAGGAUUCGUGCCAUGCGGGCAGCCCGGUCUUUGGGCGAACGGACAGUUACAGAGCUCAUCCUCCAGCACCAGAACCCUCAACAGCUCUCUUCCAAUCUUUGGGCAGCAGUCAGGGCCCGGGGCUGCCAGUUCCUUGGACCAGCAAUGCAGGAGGAAGCUCUGAAGCUGGUUCUCCUGGCCUUAGAAGAUGGCUCUGCUCUGUCCAGAAAAGUGCUGGUUCUCUUUGUGGUGCAAAGGCUGGAGCCUCGGUUCCCGCAAGCCUCCAAAACUAGCAUUGGGCAUGUUGUCCAGCUCCUUUACCGGGCCUCCUGCUUCAAGGUCACCAAACGCGACGAAGACUCUUCUCUGAUGCAGCUGAAGGAAGAAUUUAGAACCUAUGAAGCGCUGCGGCGAGAGCACGACUCCCAGAUCGUGCAGAUAGCGAUGGAAGCAGGCCUGCGCAUCGCGCCAGACCAGUGGUCCUCGCUGCUGUACGGAGACCAGACCCACAAGUCUCACAUGCAGUCCAUCAUUGACAAGUUGCAGACUCCAGCCUCUUUUGCACAAAGUGUUCAGGAACUAACGAUUGCUCUCCAGCGGACUGGAGACCCAGCAAACUUGAACCGCCUGAGGCCCCAUUUGGAGCUACUAGCGAACAUCGACCCUAGUCCAGAUGCUCCUCCUCCUACUUGGGAGCAGCUGGAAAACGGGCUGGUCGCCGUGCGCACGGUGGUACAUGGUCUGGUGGACUACAUCCAGAACCACAGCAAGAAAGGAGCCGACCAGCAGCAGCCUCCGCAGCAUAGCAAAUAUAAAACGUACAUGUGUCGAGACAUGAAGCAGAGAGGAGGAUGCCCUCGUGGGGCCAGCUGUACAUUUGCACACUCCCAGGAGGAACUGGAAAAAUUCCGUAAGAUGAACAAACGCCUAGUUCCCAGAAGACCCCUGAGCGCCUCUUUGGGUCAGCUGAAUGAGGUGGGCCUGCCUGCGGCGGCCGUCCUCCCGGACGACGGCGCCGUGGAUCUGCCCGGCAGAAAGCCCCCCGCUCUGCCCAAUGGGAUUGUGUCAGCAGGAAACACGGUCACGCAGCUGAUCCCACGAGGGACGGACCCCAGCUACGACUCCAGUCUGAAACCAGGGAAGAUGGAUCAUCUGAGCAGCAGCGCCCCCGGAUCCCCUCCUGACCUGCUAGAAUCGGUCCCCAAGAGCAUCCCUGCCCUAGCUGUGAACCCGCAUCCCGUACCUCCACGGGGCCCGACAGACCUGCCUCCCAUGCCCGUCACCAAACCGCUCCAGAUGGUGCCGCGGGGCUCUCAGCUGUACCCCGCGCAGCAGGCGGACGUCUACUAUCAGGACCCUCGGGGAGCGGCUCCGCCCUUCGAGCCUGCGCCCUACCAGCAGGGUAUGUACUACACUGCACCGCAGUGCGUGUCCCGCUUCGUGCGACCUCCGCCGUCUGCUCCUGAGCCCGCACCUCCCUACCUGGAUCAUUACCAGCCCUACCUCCAGGACCGCGUCAUAAACCCUCCGUACGGCACGCAGCCGCACCAGUACCCGCCCAUGUACCCGCCGCACUGUGACGGCCGCCGAGUGUACCCUGCUCAGUCUUACCCCAGAGAGGAGAUCUUCCGGGAAAGUUCUAUUGAGAUUCCACCUCCGGCAGUACCGUCCUACGUGCCCGAGUCCAGGGAGCGGUACCAGCAGGUGGAGGGCUACUACCCGGUGGCUCCUCAUCCAGCGCAGAUCAGACCUUCGUACAUCAGAGAGACGCCCUACAGCCGGCUCCCUCCCCCGCCCCAGCCCCACCCCAGUCUGGACGAGCUGCACCGGAGACGGAAGGAAAUCAUGGCGCAGCUGGAGGAAAGGAAGGUUAUCUCCCCUCCGCCGUUUGCGCCCUCACCCACGCUGCCCCCGCCCUUCCACCCAGAGGAAUUUUUGGAUGAAGACUUGAAGGCCGGGAAAUACAAAGGAAAUGAUUAUAGCCAGUACUCUCCCUGGUCAUGUGACACCAUCGGCUCCUACAUUGGAACCAAAGAUGCAAAACCCAAAGACGCUGUGGCAGCAGGGAGUGCGGAAAUGAUGAACGUGGAGAGUAAGGGAGUGCGAGACCAGCGGCUGGACCACCAGAGAAGAGCUACCGAAACCAGUGACGACGACCUCAUCCCGUUUGGGGACCGGCCGACAGUCUCGCGGUUUGGUGCCAUCUCUCGAACCUCCAAAACAAUAUACCAGGGUGCUGGCCCGUUGCAGGCGAUGGCACCUCAGGGAGCUCCCACAAAAUCUAUGAACAUGCCAGACUACAGUCCGUACGGAGCCCACGGCGGCUGGGGCGGCUCCCCGUACUCCCCGCACCAGAGCGCGGCGUCUCAGGCACACUUCAGUGAGAGGGAGAGGAUAUCCAUGUCGGAAGUGGCCAGUCACGGAAAACCCCUUCCGUCCGCCGACAGGGAGCAGCUGCGACUGGAACUGCAGCAACUGAACCACCAGAUCAGCCAGCAGACCCAGCUGCGUGGACUGGAGAGGGAGGCGAGCACCCUGGCAAGCCAGUCGCAGCCCCCGCCAGCACCGCCGAAGUGGCCUGGAAUGAUCUCGAGUGAGCAGCUGAGCCUGGAACUGCACCAGGUGGAGCGGGAAAUCGGGAAGAGAACCCGGGAGCUGAGCCUGGAGAACCAGUGUUCUCUGGACAUGAAAAGCAAAUUGAAUACAAGUAAGCAAGCAGAAAACGGACAACCGGAACCCCAAAAUAAGGUUCCAGCUGAGGACCUUACAUUGACAUUCAGUGAUGUACCCAAUGGAUCGGCCUUGACACAAGAGAGUAUCGGCCUCCUGUCAAACCAGACCAGCUCUCUGAACCUGUCGGAGGACCCCGAGGGAGGAGGGGACAACAACGACUCCCAGAGGCCAGGGGUCGCGCCCAGCCCUGCUCCCUGAAGCAGGAAGAGCCGCACUCGCGCUUCUCCCGGAGGAAGAGCGCUUCUCCGGAAGGAGGACGAACCGCGACCCCUGCGCCCGCCCUCUGGGGCGGCCGGAGGCAGCGGCCGGCCGAGCACGGCAGCGGCGGCGAGGUGCACAGACCCCGCUGCUCCUGGCCGGCCCUGCACAUCGCUCACACCAGUGCAUUUUUUAAUUUAAAAAAAGAAAAGAGAAAAAGAAAAUUAGCAGUAUCUGCAAGCAAUUCAGAUUAAAUUUGUUUUUGUUCUGUGAA
Messenger RNA from Phyllostomus hastatus (greater spear-nosed bat), 4075 nucleotides. RefSeq names its product ring finger and CCCH-type domains 1 (gene RC3H1). Bases 442 to 3801 code for a protein of 1119 amino acids. The record is from RefSeq and is a predicted model, not a curated record. The transcript has 20 exons. Lineage: Eukaryota; Metazoa; Chordata; Mammalia; Chiroptera; Phyllostomidae. Gene Ontology annotation, molecular function: metal ion binding.